Molecule: messenger RNA, 1939 nt
Organism: Lepus europaeus (European hare)
Lineage: Eukaryota; Metazoa; Chordata; Mammalia; Lagomorpha; Leporidae
Gene: RXYLT1
Product: ribitol xylosyltransferase 1
Exons: 6
Coding region: 79-1413 (444 amino acids)
Biological process (GO): protein O-linked glycosylation via mannose
Cellular component (GO): Golgi apparatus
Molecular function (GO): ribitol beta-1,4-xylosyltransferase activity
Source: RefSeq, a predicted model, not a curated record
AGCGCCGCGGCUCCUCCCGCGCCCCUCCGUGGGGGCGUUGGCGGCGACGGCGGCGGCCUGGCGCCCCACCAGCCUGGGAUGCGGCUGACGCGGAAGCGCCUCUGCGCGUUUCUCAUCGCCCUCUACUGCCUCUUCUCCUUCUACGCCGCCUACCAAGUCUUCUUCGGGAGCCGCCGCCGGCCGCCGGCCGCCGCCUCGCGGGGGCUCCGGAAAGGGGCGGCCCUGGCGCCGGGGAGGCGCGGCCGAGCAGGACAGUCUACCUUGGGAAGUGAAGAAUGGAAUCCUUGGGAAAUAGAUGAAAGGAAUGAGCAGCGACUCAGAGUUAAAGCUAGACUCCAAAUACUAAAUAAAUCCACGAGGACAAAACCGGACCUCCAUAUACAAAUCUGGGGGAAAGCCGCCAUUGGUUUCUAUCUCUGGGAGCAUAUUUUUGAAGGCUUUCUUCAGCCCACUGAAGUGACCUCUCAGUGGAGAGAAGGAAAGUCGACUUUUGGAAGAACACAUUUCAGCUUCAUCACUGGGCCAGCAGUAGCCCCAGGGUACUUCUCCAUUGAUGUGAAUAAUGUGGUACUUGUUUUAAAUGGAAGAGAAAAAACAAAGGUCUUUUAUGCCACCCAGUGGUUACUUUAUGCACAAAAUUUAGUGCAAACUCAAAAACUCCAGCAUCUUGCAGUUGUUUUGCUUGGCAAUGAAUAUUGUGAAAAUGACUGGAUAACCCAGUUCCUCAAGAGAAAUGGAGGUCCUGUGGAACUACUUUUCCUGACCUAUGACAGCCCCUGGAUUAAUAACGUGGAUGUUUUCCAGUGGCCUUUAGGAGUAGCAACAUACCGGAAUUUUCCUUUGGUGGAGACAAGUUGGUCAAUCGUGUAUGAAGAGAGGCGUUACAUAUGUAAUUUCUUAGGAACAAUUUAUGAAAAUUCAUCUCGACAGGCACUAAUGGACAUUUUGAAACAAGAUGAGUACAGUAAACGUUGCUGGGUUUCAACAAGAGAACAGUGGCCAUCUCAAGAAACAUUUGAAAGUCUUAAGAAGUACCAAGACGCCUUGCUUCAUAGUGACCUCACAUUGUGCCCAGUAGGUGUAAACACAGAAUGUUACAGAAUAUACGAGGCUUGCUCUUAUGGCUCCAUCCCUGUGGUGGAAGACGUGAUGACAGCUGGCAGCUGUGGGAAUACGUCUGUUCACGCCAGUGCUCCUCUGCAGCUACUCAAGUCCAUGGGUGCUCCCUUUAUCUUUAUUAAGGACUGGAAGGAACUUCCUGCUAUUUUAGAAAAAGAGAAAAAUCUAAUUUUAUAUGAAAAGAUUCAAAGAAGAAAAAUGUUACUACACUGGUAUCGGAACUUCAAAACACAGCUGAGAAUGAAAUUUACUAGUAUUUUAGAAAGUUCAUUUUUAAGGAAAAAUAAAGGUUAACUGUUAAUUAUCCUUUUGAACUAAGAUGUGAUGUUUUUUUAAGUACCAGGGAUAUGUAUGUCUCUUUAUAAAUGUUCUUUAAGGUGCCCUUGUAAGCUCCAGAUUAUGUAUAUAAUCUUGACCAAGUACUCCCUUGUAUGUGCUAGCUAAAAAUGAAGGUAAAAUGUUACUCAGAUUCAUUUCUACAAAGUUGCAUGAUUCAACACAAAUCAAAUUUUGUCACCCAUGUAAACCCACCCUGUAGAAUUGUAGUCACCAAUGGCUGGGGUAGGUGGGCAGUGGGAAUUCAUGAGAUGUUGGUCAGAGGGAGGAAGAAUGAGCCCAAGAGCUGUGUUGUACAGUCUUAUGGCUAUAGUUGAAAACGGUGUAUUAUAUUCUUGCAAAAGGCUAGGAGAGUGGAUGUCAAGUGUUCUUAUUCACAAAAGUGAUAACCGUAUGAGGUAAUAGAUGUGUUAAUAGCUAGACGUAGUUAAUCCACAAUGUAUAAGUGUAUUUCAAAAAAGUUCAUGGAAAAUGGCAUUAAAAG